AUGUUCGACCAUGGUUUUGAUCCAGGAUACAUCUUUCGACAUCCCGUGUUCUUAGUCACAUUCAUCAUUGCUAUUCCGUCUUGGAUCAUUGCUUUCGCAUCGCAGUGUGCCGCUGAAGCAAAGUACUCUUCUGGCGAUGGCAGGACGCCUGUCGUUAAUACACUUUGGUUUGCUAUAUGGGUACAGCUAGCUGUGAUAAUACAUCUAUUGUAG
Messenger RNA from Kwoniella shivajii, 213 nucleotides. Its product is annotated as high osmolarity signaling protein SHO1. The transcript is spliced from 3 exons. The record is from RefSeq and is a predicted model, not a curated record. The coding region runs from base 1 to 213 and encodes 70 amino acids. NCBI's taxonomy places the organism in Eukaryota, Fungi, Basidiomycota, Tremellomycetes, Tremellales, Cryptococcaceae.